Funneliformis mosseae is the source of this 816-nucleotide messenger RNA. Lineage: Eukaryota; Fungi; Glomeromycota; Glomeromycetes; Glomerales; Glomeraceae. The record is from the annotation of a GenBank genome assembly.
UCACUUAAUAUUAAUAAUAACGGUAUGGGAUGCGAUUUGCCUAUUAUGGUCGUAUCAUGUAAUGAAUCAAUUUCAGCUUCUCAGGAAGAAAGAUUUGAAAAUUUCCAAGCCCAAAAGGUAUUCCUGAGGGAAUUGUGCCAAAACAGUGCCUUGGAUAGCACUCUAUGGAUAGAAAUUCUGAAGAAACUGUGUAAACUUAUAUUCCCAGACAAUAAUAAUAGAGAAUCAGAAGAUCAAGCCUCCAUGUCUCAAGUGCAAGUGGGUAGCGAGGAUAAUAAAAUGCUGGGGCUUCGCAAUGAUCUGAGUAAUUCAUUAAUGUUAGUUGAAAUGAUCACAUGUGAAUCUGAUAUUUGUCGUAUUGCAUCUUAUAUUGAUCUUGAAAUCAAAGCUAAAGCACCUUUAGAAGAUCUUAUCAUUUAUAUAGAACAUGUUAAAUGGUAUAGUUUUAAUCAUAUCAUUAUCAAUGGGGAACUUUAUUGUGGAAUGCUUUUUCUAGACUGUUACAGUUGUUUAUUUGAAUGGAACCAUAUGGAAUAUUUGUUAUUGCUACUUGGGGAUUACUUGAAAAAGAAUUUUCAGCUCGAUCCAGCUGUGGCAUGGGGAACAGCAGAUGGAUUUGUAUUUGAGAUUAGGAUCAGACAGGGUCGGGAUGAAAGUAAUAUAAGUAGGAGUGAACAUGAGAAAAUUAUUUCACACUUCGCACUUCACUCUUUACAAUUCACCAUUAUGGCUAGUGAACCUUUGAGCACCACUAUAGCCAAUGAACCUUUGACUAGCACUUUGGAAAUUCAAACAGAUACUUCUGAGCCUUCCUAA